Messenger RNA from Fusarium subglutinans, 1254 nucleotides. RefSeq names its product zinc finger and BTB domain protein. The record is from RefSeq and is a predicted model, not a curated record. The transcript has 4 exons. The coding region runs from base 1 to 1254 and encodes 417 amino acids. NCBI's taxonomy places the organism in Eukaryota, Fungi, Ascomycota, Sordariomycetes, Hypocreales, Nectriaceae. Gene Ontology annotation, biological process: regulation of transcription by RNA polymerase II. Gene Ontology annotation, molecular function: chromatin insulator sequence binding. Gene Ontology annotation, cellular component: chromosome.
AUGAUUCCGGACAAUCAGAACAUCGAGCGCACUUUUGCCAUGGUGGAAGAACAAAUGUUCAGACUCACAGCAUGUUGGACGCUUCACUGCAUGCCCUGCCGAAUCAUCUUCAAGGACGUCAAGGAGCAAACAGAGCAUAACGCCAAAUGGCAUUGGGAUAAUUUCCUAUGUUUCGCGUGCGAUAUAGGAUUUGAAAAUGCCGUAGAUCUCAAAAAGGUCAGUCCUCGUCGUCCGUCCUCGAACUUUAUGAGUAACACGGGAAACCGAUGCAAGUCAGGCUUCAAUUCCGCCUUCUUCGCCAGAGCACUUUCCAAGCACUGUCUCACAAAGGGCCAGACUGGCCUGAACACGACUUGCCCCGGGUGCGACGUCGAAUUCGAGACCCUAUCUCUUCUCUUCGGCCACAUGGAAUCGAGACUCUGCGCCCUGAGGAACUGGCAGCAAGCAACAGGCCUGAUGGAUCUACUCUUCGUCUUGAAGCAAGAAAUCGAUGUUGCCAACCGAACUUGCAACAUUUGCAAAAGACUGUUUGACUCGGAAGCUGAUCUUUUUGAUCACUUGCGAUAUCAACAUGAGAAUACUGUCUGUCGAACGUGUGACAGGGUUUUUCGCGACUCGGAAGAAUGGCAUAAACAUAUCAUCUCGCGCACGCCGAUCAAAGUUCAGGCUUACGUCUGCGCCAUCUGCCGACCCUCAAUUGCUUUUGACAUGGAAAAGAACUACAACGACCAUAUGUGGCACUUCCACAACAAGUGCAGGCCUUGUGGACUGAACUUCGACAAUAAGCAGGACCGGUUGGUUCAUGGGGCUGUGAUUCAUCAUCGAUGCCCUGACUGUUUCCAGUUCUUCAUGAGUCCUAACGACCUUUGUAAGCAUUACAAGGAGUUUCAUGGAAUCAACCCUCUUACUGUGGUUAAGCCGGCCUUGUCGACGGUUCCACUGUUACUCGUGAAGAAAGAGUUUCCAACGGUCACUUCUCCUCCAACAAUCCCUUCUAUUCCGGCCGCUGUCAAACAAGUCAAGUCUGAAGCAAGCCCAGAAGUUCCUUUGGAGAGAGUUGCUUCUCCAAAGGGUGUUAAGCCUCCCGUGAAAACCCAAGGCCCUCGGCUUAAGUGUGCGACAGCUCAAGCAUCGGUCAUAUUCGAGACAUAUCCACCGAGGAGCGCUGUAGCAAAGGCCACGCCAAAGAGGAGGAAGGUCCAGAUGGGAAUAAAUCAGAGUUUGAUUACCAGUUUUUUGGUUUCUAAGGCAUGA